AUGGCAGCGACGUAUUUAAAGGUAAAAGAAAAAGUCAUACUUCUCUUGGAAAAGGCUGAAUGCGUUAGCCUUACUACAGACAUAUGGAGUAAUCCUGCGAAGACUUGUUCUUUGCUGAGUUGCACAGCUCAUUUCAUACAAGCUACGAAAAGACAAAAAGUUAUAUUGGCAGCAAGUGCACUUGAAGGCAAUCAUACUGGUAAGCAUAUUUCAGAAACACUAAUCAAUAUAAUUGCUGAAUUCCGAUUGACCAACAAAGUUCACAUGGUUAUACGCGACAAUGCUUGUAAUAUGCAGUCUGCCAUGCGUCUUGGAAAUUUUGCAUCCCUUGGAUGCGUAGCUUAUACGCUUCAGUUGGUAAUUCAUGACAUUAUAUUCAAAAGUGAUCCCAUGAUGGAUAUAAUAAAAAAAUGUCGCAAAAUUGUUGGACAUUUUGAAAGAAGUGAGCAAGCUUGUCGAUAUUUAAAGCAAUUCCAAGAAACUUGCGACUUACCCAGGCACACUUUGAUUCGAGAUGUUGAAACACGCUGGAAUAGCACGUAUCUAAUGUUGGAAAGGCUCAUGGAACAAAAAUUCGCUGUAAAUUUGUACAUGGCAGAACGCGGUGGCAUAGAAGUACCAGCAGCAGAAGAAUGGGUGCAAAUAAGAGAUAUGAUAUACGCAUUGAAGUGCUUUUAUCAAGCUACACUUGAUAUUUCAAGCGAUUCUUCAUCAAUAUCAUUAGUUAUACCACUGAUUGUCAUGUUGAAUUCAAAACUAGCUGCAAAAGAUGAAGAUACUGAAAACUUAAAAUUGCUUAAAAUCCGGUUGUGCGAGUCUGUUAAUAAACGAUUUUCGUACGCAAAAAGUACUCCAAAUUUAUUGAUUGCUACCCUUAUAGAUCCUCGAUUUAAAGGGAAGUAUUUUACCAGUGAUGGAAUCGGAAAUACCAAGGCAAAAAUAUUGGAAUUAUUACAACAGAGCUUGUCAAAUCAAACGGUUCCGAUGAUUUUAGAAGCCGAUGAUCCCCAGCCAUCUUCUUCAACAUAA
Messenger RNA from Eupeodes corollae, 1029 nucleotides. Its product is annotated as zinc finger BED domain-containing protein 4-like. The transcript has a single exon. Lineage: Eukaryota; Metazoa; Arthropoda; Insecta; Diptera; Syrphidae. The coding region runs from base 1 to 1029 and encodes 342 amino acids. The record is from RefSeq and is a predicted model, not a curated record.